This is a messenger RNA of Amborella trichopoda, 2739 nucleotides long. RefSeq names its product terpene synthase 04 (gene TPS04). Gene Ontology annotation, biological process: diterpenoid biosynthetic process. The record is from RefSeq and is a predicted model, not a curated record. NCBI's taxonomy places the organism in Eukaryota, Viridiplantae, Streptophyta, Magnoliopsida, Amborellales, Amborellaceae. Gene Ontology annotation, molecular function: terpene synthase activity; magnesium ion binding.
AUGGAGAAAUAUAUUGAAGUUUUAGUUAAAGAGAUGAAGCAAAUGAUGCGUGAGAUGAAGGUCCACAUCCACAAUCCAUCUGCUUAUGAUAUUGCAUGGGUGGCCAUGAUUCCAAGUGAUAAAUGUGGAGGGGAGCCCAUGUUUCCAAAGUGUUUAGAAUGGAUUAUUGAGAAUCAAAAAGAUGGGGGAUUUUGGGGAGGGGAAGAUGACUGCAACUCUCCCUCUCCCACCGCUGAGUGCCUACCUGCUACAUUUGCAUGCAUUGUUGCCCUCAAGACUUGGGACGUAGGUCACGAGUGCAUGGGGAGAGGGUUGGACUUCAUUCAUGGAAACAUAGAGAAGCUCUUGCUUGAACAUUCUCCACAAUUUGCAACUCAAUGGUUUACUAUCAUUCUUCUUGGUACGAUUGAACUGGCUCAGAGCAAAGGACUGGAAAUCUUUCCCAAAGGUUUCCCAGCGCUUGUAAAAUCUCUUUUUAGAGAAAGAGAGAGAAUUUUUGAAAGGGAAAAUUUGACACAAAAUUACGAAGUUGCUCUGUUAUAUCAUUUGGAAGCAAUGCCAGCAACGUACCAGAUCGAUUUUGGAGAGGUCUUACAAUUCAAGGGCCCUGAUGGGUCCCUAUUUGGAUCUCCUUCUUCAACAGCAUGCGCAUUCAUAGCUACAAAGGAUUCCGAUUUCCUCAACUAUCUCAAAUCCAUGUUUCAGAAAGUUGAAAAUGGAGCUCCUGCAACAUAUCCUGUGGACGAGGGGUUCAUUAAGCUAUGGAUGGUCGACUUAUUGGAGAAUUUAGGGUUGGAAGAGUACUUUUCAGAAGAGAUACAAAAAGUGUUAAACGAUACAUAUAUGGUUUGGAUGGAAGAUGAUGAAGAAAACAAUGCGAAUCUCCUGGUGGUAGAAGAAAUGUACAAGGAUUCACUUGCAUUUAGACUUCUACGGACCCAUGGAUACCGUGUGUCCCCAAGUAAGUUUUGUUGGCACUUAUCCAGCCCUCAAAUCAGAUCACAUGUGGAAGAGAAUUACGAAGAAUAUUUGAGCCCAAUGCUCAGUAUUUAUAAGGCAUCCCAUUUUAUGUUCUUGGGAGAAAACGAACUUGAAAAUGCAAUGUCCUUCUCCAAAUCACUGUUAGAGAAGGCUUUGUCCAACAAUAACACCUAUGAUCGUUUCCUUUUUCUCAAGGAUCUUCGAGAUGAGAUUGAGUUUGAACUCAGUGCUCCAUGGCUUGCGCGACUCGACCAUUUGGUACAUUUUUGGCACAUUCAACAAUUUGAAAAUAAUGAAAUGCCGUGGAUGGGGAAGGCUUGCUCUUUCGGAUUGGCUGCUCGAACCCAUAACAUGUUGGCAGAACUCGCCAAAAGAAACUACACCUUACGCCAGUCGAACUUUAAGGAUGAACUGGGAAAGCUUGAAAGGUGGGCAAAAAAGAGUGGAAUCCGUGACCUAGGGUUUGGGCGAGAAAAGACUGUUUAUUGCUACUUUGCAAGUGCCACUACAUGCUAUCAUCCACACUUGUCCUUAGCACGACUGGCAAGUGCCCAGACUGCGAUCCUUGUUACAGUUAUUGAUGACUUUUUCGAUUUUCAUGGAUCCAUGGAUGAGCUUCAGAGUUUUACAGCUGCAAUCAAAAGAUGGGAUGGAAGAAAUCUAAUUCGGGAUGGGAAGGUUCUCUUUUCUGCAGUACAUGACCAUGUUAAUACAAUUGCAAAGGAAGCCUUUCACCAACAAGGGCGAGACAUUACUAUCGAUCUUCGACAAAUGUGGAAUGGAGCAGUGAAUGCAUGGCUUAAAGAGGCUGAGUGGAGCAGAAACAAUUACCUCCCAUCCAUAGAGGAAUACAUAGAAGUUGGGAUGACGUCAAUUGCAGCUGAUCUAGUCAGUGAUCAUGCUAUAUAUUUGUCUCCUCUAGAGCUCUCAAAUGAAAUACCGCACCAUGCUCGUUAUGAAAAGGUCUCGGAACUCACCAUGCUUUGUGCACGCCUCUUAAACGACUUGCAAAGCUAUGAGAAAGAAAGUAAGGAGGGGAAAUCCAACCUCGUUGUAUUGAUCAUGAAGGCAAACCCAAAUGCAACGACCCAAGAUGCAAUAGCAUGCAUUGAGAAGAUAUUGGAUCAAAAGAAAAAAGAAUUGGUGGAGAAAAUUCUGAUAGAUUACAAUGAUAGCUUGCCUCGUCAAUGUAAAAUGAUUCAUUUAGGAACUCUCAAAGCAUUCCAAAUGUUCUUCAAUGGCACCAAUGCCUUUGAUUCUCCUACACAACUUCUCCAUGAAAUCAAUAAAGCCUUUUAUGAAGAUCUUACAAUGAAAGCAAGUAAACUUACCCCCCUUAAGGAUGAGCAAAGCCGCCUCGAUGUUCAUGUGAAUGCAUCUAUGCCCAAAGAAAAUAGAUUGGCUUCUAAAAGUCAGGCUUGUCUACGCAAGUGCAACAAGCCUAGCCGAGGAUCAUGGGCCACACCCCUUCGUGGCUUUGGUUUCAGACCAAGGGUUAAUCUUUCAGUUCUUAAAUCUCCAUGGUUCAAUAACCAUAUAACUCGAAUGAGGGUGUAAGAGGAAAUAUGACACAAAUCUUGGGUCUCAUCUUUGAAGAAUAUGCAGAGAAUUUCAUAAUUCACAUGGUGGACGGGUGAUUACGCAGCACUUUUCAGUUUACCUUUUUGUUUUUCUUUUUUCUUUUUGUUGGGAAGAAAUAUUAAUUGAGAAGAGAUGGUAUUAUUAACAUAUGCAAUGAUUCCCAAAGAAGUAUGUGUG